Molecule: messenger RNA, 2528 nt
Organism: Prorocentrum cordatum
Lineage: Eukaryota; Dinophyceae; Prorocentrales; Prorocentraceae
Source: the annotation of a GenBank genome assembly
AGCCAUGUUCUGCCCAAGCCUCGGCGCGCAGGGGAGCCGGCGGCGGGGCGCUCCCGCGGAGGUGCCGCAUGUGACCGGCCUCCCGGCGGGGCCGCGGAGAGAGCGCGUGGGGUGCGCACGGUGCCUGGCCGGUGGCCAGCUGCGUCGGCAGGGCGGCCCCUCUCCGCAGCUCGGCGGUGCCCGCAGUCGCCGCCCGCGCGCAGCCGCGGAGGGGGAGGAUGGCCGCGGGCCUGCUCGGCGGGGCGAGCUCCGACGCGGCUGCGCGCGGGGCGGCCGCGGCUGUGGGGGCGGCGCUGGGCGGCGUGAAGAUCAAGUGGUGCAUCCCGCUGGUCUGCACGUCGGUUGCCCUGAUGCUCCUGAUGACGGGGAAGGCCGCGCGCCUAAGCUCGCAGCAUCUUCCUUCCUGCUCGUGUCCUGAUUCAUCUUCGGCCGCGGGUCCAGCGGAUUAUACUGUUUGCAACGGGGUGACCAACCAGAUGCUUGGUCACGCGGCAAACAUCGCGUGGGCGAUCCGUCAUGCAGAGGCCAUCAUGAUUCCGGACGUGUUCAUAAUGGACGGAUCUCAGGUUGUGCACGACGAUGCGUUGUGGAAGAAGAACACGUUGCCGACACCCGAAAAUUCUAUAUCUUUUGGAGCGGUGUUCGAUACAGCCGAGCUGAUCUCGGAGAUCAAAUCGCACGGGGCUAAUGUAACAUUAGUCCCGUACAUGGACAAGAUCCAAGGGAAGCUCGAUUGUUCUUUCACGUCGACUCUUCAAUCCUCCGAUCCGCGGGUUGUUACAAAAAUAUUAUCAUCCAUGGGACCAUCUGCGGGAGCAAGGUCACUACUGGCUGGUAUGCGAUCAGCAAUUGUGAAAUACAUCAACAACAAAGAGGGGUUGCUCGUAGAUGCUGCAGACAUGUUUAUGGGCGCCUCGCCAUCGCACCCAGGUGUUUGCCUUCACCAUCGCGAGGGUGAAGAUUGGGAACGACAUUGCGCGGAAUGGGAAGCUCGAUCUCGGUCAAACCGAAAUUGCAUGAGCAAGAAACCUUUGUCACAGGGCGUGUUGCGGCGCACCUCGCAUCUUCGAUCCCCGUGGAUAUUCUACGUGGGAGACCGCGCCAUCCCCAGGGAGGUGGCGUCUCUGGGGAUGCCUAUAGUCAGCCGCGAGUUGGCGUUUCCCUCCACAUCGGAGGUCGUGUCAGCUUUCACGAGCCGCUCGAUCAAGUCGGUCCCUCGUGAUAUUGGUGCAGUGUUGGAUUAUUUUCUUUGUUUCAGCAUGUCUAUUUUCAUUGGCAACUCUGUGUCGUCGUGGAGCGCGGUCCAGAUCGCGCAGCGGAGCGGCAUGGCCUCGUGGUAUAACUCUCAGUUUAUCCCCCUCGCCAGCGCUUGGCGGACGUUCCACGUCCCCAUUGUGUACACCUACACCGAGGGGAGUUCUUUGUCGGGCAAGUACUUGCUGCAGGUGUCCAUACUCUCGGUGAAGCGAUCCAUUAUGCCUGGCGCGGUCAUCCAUAUGUUGUACCAUGGGAUUGGCGCGGGCGAUGCCGAUUUUCGGCGAUGGCUGCUCGAGCGCGGCGUCGUCAUGCACGAGCACCACCCGCAGUGGACGAGCGAGGUCGAGCGCCUGCGCCUCGCGGGCGACACGCAGGCCAGCCACCUGUACAGCAGCCAGGGGAAUUACCUGGGGACCUGGCAGCGUAUCGAUAUCCCGUUUCACCUCUCGGUGGAGUAUUGCCUGCUCCUCGACUCCGACACAAUCGUGACGCGGGAGUUCACCCUGGCGGAUUUUGGGGAGGAUUCCGACCUGACGAUAGGCAUGGCCCAGUCUUCGGAGCUGAACGAGAACGACGGCAUGCCAAGCAACGCCGGCGUCACGCUGAUGAACGUCCCGUUUCUGCGGGAGAGCGUCAGGCAGUUCCACGAGUUUAUUUUCCGCCACCAGACUCCGGACUUUGCCAUGGGCCCGUCGGACCAGGGGGCAUACCUGGAGUAUUACGGCCCGAACAUCCAGUUCCUGAGCACGCGCUUCAACAUGAAGCCGUAUUAUCAGAUCAUUACAAUACGACCAACUGGAAGGAGAGGUAUGUCGUCCAUUUCCACGGAUUGAAGCCGAACGAUUUCAUGGAAUUUUGGUUAGCAGGCACGUGUGAGCCUCUGAAGUGUUAUUUGUUGUUCCGAUUCGAGGGUUCUCCAUUCCAGUGUGCUGGCAUGCAGGAUUGGGCGAAGGCGGCCUUCCACGAGGGCCCACAGGUCGUCGAGAAUUAUUGCAACCAUACAUUGCCUAAGUACUGGAAGCUCUGCUCUGACAUCUUAAAGUCCUUGGCUCGAAAGACGUCGCCCGUGGGCAGGUCGUGCAAGACUUUGAUCCAGGACGUCAUUAUAGCGAGCGGGUUGGACGUGGUCGAUUUUCCUUAUCUGGAUUAGCUGCCUCCGCCCGCUCUCGCCGCAUAGUGUGCUCACUCUGUGCGGAAAUGCGCCCCGAUUCCUCACUGACUGUCCGCCCCUUGCGCCCUCUGUCUCGCCCCUGCUCUAGAGCCACCUCCCG